Brassica napus (rape) is the source of this 762-nucleotide messenger RNA. RefSeq names its product glutathione S-transferase T3-like. The coding region runs from base 1 to 762 and encodes 253 amino acids. The record is from RefSeq and is a predicted model, not a curated record. The transcript has 2 exons. Lineage: Eukaryota; Viridiplantae; Streptophyta; Magnoliopsida; Brassicales; Brassicaceae.
AUGAAUCCAUUGAAUCAGCAUAGUCAGUCCUCUGGCUAUAUGGGUCUUCUUCAACGUCAACAGAGCGGUGCUCUGCAUCAAAACUCUCCUUAUGAGAGUUUUCAUUCCGAAGCUUCUGACUUCCCUCAAUUCAGUUCUCAACAAGGCGAGGCUCCAACUCCACCUUCUGAUACACCCGUGGAGCGUGGGAAGAGACACAUAUGGAGUCCAGCGGAUGACGAACUUCUAAUCAGUGCCUGGUUAAACACGUCUAAGGAUACAAUUGUGUCAAAUUACCAAAAGGCUGGGACGUUCUGGGAGCGAGUAGGAGAUUAUUUCUUAGUAGCACUACUUAGUAGAGAUGGUCGUCAGAGUAGUGAACAUCUCCACUAUAAACAGAGGUGGCACAAGAUCAAUGAGCAAACUAACAAGUUCUGUGGUGCAUAUGCGGCUGCGGAGAGGCAUGAACAGAAAUGGCUUAGCCUCAACACCACUAAAGCUUCUGCAAGUUCAAAGAGGAAACCCGUUGAAACAGACUCCCAAACUUCCCCAAUCAAUGUUGGUGAUGAAGAGGUACGACCGGAAGGGGUAAAGGCAGCAAAAGCGAAGAGGAGUAAUGCAAAGGGGGAUAUAACCACGGUCUGGGAGAUGAGAACGGACAAUUUGGACAGGAAAGAGAAACUGUCAAAGCUUGCAAUCUUAGACACUCUCCUUGCGAAAACCCAACCACUAACUACGGCUGAAGAAGAAGCCAAGAACAAGCUGCUCGCGCAAUAUAUCUAG